AUGGCGCAACAGUCGCAUAGCCGCACCACACGCAUGUGGAUUAGCGAUCAUGAAUUAGCGAUACAUCAAGCACCAAACAAGACCAGCCGCGUUCCCGGAACCGAUUGCGCCGUGGCUCCUCUAAAAUUGCGCAAAGAGAGAAAGGUCGACGAGACGAAUGUGGACAAGACGAGGCUACAAACCCCUUCUUCCGGCACAGACUCUGCACUACCACUGCAGGCAGGAAGCCCAUGGAGGCGGUACAAGGCGAUACUAUCCCUAUUAGACAUGGGCGACAAAGUCAUCGUGGCGAGCGAGCGCGCGGCCCCAAUGAGUCGCGUUGGCGUGAGGCGGUUCCCCCGCGGCAACCAGGAUACUGAGACGCUAUCCCGGUUGCGUGAGGUGCGGCAUGCCAACAUUGUUGCUGCGCUUGAGGCAUUCCAAGGCCAAAAGAUACUCUAUAUCGUCUUUGAGGAUAUGCAUAUGCCCCUUGAUCACGUAAUACGGUGCCCGCGCCGACGGACCAGCGACGAGGUAGGGACGAUCGUAGGGCAGAUCCUAGACGGACUCGAUUAUCUCGACUCCCAUCGUUGGUGUCAUAGUCGUCUGAGCUGUGAGACGAUCCUCGUUCAGAUGGCGGGCGACGUUAAAAUCGGCAUGCAGGAGCUCUGCCGUGCUGCUAGCUCGAAGGAGCAGCAACAGAAUCUCACGGACAUUGGCACAAUCACCAUGAAGCUCAUGCAAGGGUACGCGUUAGAGGAGGGAAAGGUGGGCGUGGAGGACCUCAGCGAUUGGCAGGAGUCGAGCAUCCUUGACUUUCUAUCGGCUAUCACCUCAUCGGAUAGGGCUGGUCGACUGCGCAAGAACAUUUUCCUUGUACAGAUAUGGGAGAAGGAUUCUCGGUGGCCGAAAGAGAUCCUCUGCGAUCUCUUCCACACGGCUCAGCUGUCCGUGCGGAGGUACUACCACUACAAGCCGUAA
Molecule: messenger RNA, 960 nt
Organism: Emericellopsis atlantica
Lineage: Eukaryota; Fungi; Ascomycota; Sordariomycetes; Hypocreales; Bionectriaceae
Exons: 4
Coding region: 1-960 (319 amino acids)
Biological process (GO): protein phosphorylation
Molecular function (GO): ATP binding; protein kinase activity
Source: RefSeq, a predicted model, not a curated record